AUGUUGGCUCACGAAAUUAAAAAAAUCAACUAUUAUUCAAAUCUUAAAAAUUUCGAUCUAAUUUUGAUGGGAUUAUGUAUUCUUUUGUUCAUUGCGUGUAUAAUUAUUUAUACUAUUCUACUUCCAUUUUAUAUUUAUGCCAAUAAAGUAAACCACAAAAGAGAUAAAGAGAUUCUGAUCUACCCAAUUACAAAACACUUUUAUAAAAUGGUAAUACUAUCUUAUAUUUAUUUCAACAUGUAUUUUCGCAUUGUUUUACCAUUAUUUACCAUUAGUUUCGUAUGGGUUAUUCGUUUUUUAGUUUUUUUUAUAUAUUCACUCAACAUAAUUACUCAAGCCUUCCACGUGUUACUGUUUGUACUAGCAGUUGAACGGUUUUUUCUCUACUUUUUCCCAUCCAGUGAAAAACUAUUCAAAUCUUCGCGAAAUAAAAUCAAACACUUGUACUUUUUGAUAAUUGUAAAAGAAGUUUCAUGUGCCAUAUUCUCAUCUUGGAAGUACCAGACUGUUCAAAAUAUUAUAUUCUGGUUUAAUUUUUUCCUUUGCAUAACGUGCUCUAUCAAUGAUGUUCUUGUAUUUUUCUCAGCCAUUUUAUAUAUUCCAAUCGUACUAAGUAUUCGAAAGUUGGUGAAUUUACAGUCAGCUCAACGUUCCAAGCCGCAUAAAUAUAUUUUCUUGCAAACAAUGAUGGUUUUCACAUUUAAAUCGAUUCAAGUUCUCGUAUACCUCAUGACAAAUCAUAAUGGUAUUUCCUUACAAAGUUUAUUCAUUUGUGCUAUAACAGUGUCAGACAUUAUCACCACACCGUUAAUUGUCCAAAUGUCAUACCUGUCAUGCAAUAAGAGGAACAUGAAGCUUUUGCUUUCCUCCAUCAGUGCUCGAAAGUUGUUUAAUGUUCUGCUCAAUCUCAGAACGGGAGCCACCGUGCUUCCACGUUCAUCAACAAAUUACUCUACACACAUCUAAAC
Messenger RNA from Caenorhabditis elegans, 968 nucleotides. The record is from the annotation of a RefSeq genome assembly. NCBI's taxonomy places the organism in Eukaryota, Metazoa, Nematoda, Chromadorea, Rhabditida, Rhabditidae.